UUUUAGGCUUUUCAACAUCUCAAGCAGACCUGUCAAUUCACGAUCCAACGAUACGCAAAAGAAGGAACAUUCACGGGAUUAUCCUAUCGUUCCGGUCCCAACUGAACUUGAGUUUGAACAUCGACUCGACGCACUUGGGUUGCAGUUUCAGAUCUUUCCGUUUGGUUCUUAACUUCUACAUCUAUUUCCUUGGCUUCUCGCAUCUAUUACUAUUAUUGUCUUAUCCACACAUUCUCUCCUGUACUACAAUUACCUUUAUUUAGUUCUUGUUGAUUUCCUUCUCUUCGCCUUUAUUCUAUUCACGUGGCCGGUACAUCGGGGACUGUCAGUGCAGGCCGCGUGGGCGUUGAUUGGUUGACCGUUGUGUGAUUCGUGUGUAUUGAUUUGGCUCUUCUCGGUUUCAUAUCGCUCCCGCGAACUCCAUCCUGUUUCAACGGCGCAUUGAAGAAGGAACACACAUGGGAAUUUUCCUACCGUUCCUGUCCAAAUUGAACUUGAACUAGAGAGCAGAUCAUGGAGUUGCGUGUCGGGAAAAAGUACCGUCUCGGGCGCAAAAUUGGCAGUGGCUCCUUCGGUGAAAUUUAUCUUGGCACAGACCUGACAAAAUGCGAAGAGGUGGCCAUCAAGUUGGAGUGUGUCAAAGCGAAACACCCUCAGCUGCAAAUUGAAGCGAAGAUAUACAAACUUAUGCAGGGGGGUGUCGGUAUCCCCUGUCUCAAAUGGUCCGGCACCGAGGGUGAUUACAACGUUCUUGUGUUACAAUUGCUGGGACCCAGCCUGGAGGAUUUGUACAAUUACUGUGGUCGACGAUUCAAACUCAAAACCGUACUUCUCUUGGCCGAUCAGCUGAUCACUCGAGUGGAGUAUAUACACAGUAAGAGCUUCAUCCAUCGAGAUAUCAAACCGGACAACUUCCUCAUGGGACUCGGCAAACGUGGCAAUCUCGUCUACGUCAUCGACUUUGGGUUGGCCAAAAAGUAUCGCGAUAGCCGGACACAUCAGCACAUCCCGUAUCGUGAGGACAAAAAUCUGACCGGGACAGCUCGUUACGCCAGCGUCAACACGCAUUUGGGCAUAGAACAAGCACGCCGGGAUGAUUUGGAGUCGUUGGGCUAUGUGCUGAUGUACUUUCUCCGUGGUAGCCUGCCUUGGCAAGGUCUGAAAGCAGGAACGAAGCGGCAGAAAUACGAACGUAUCAGCGAGAAGAAGCUACAGACCUCAGUUGAGUCGCUAUGUGAAGGUUAUCCGGUCGAAAUGGCGAUAUACCUCAAUUUUUGCCGCGGUCUCUACUUUGACAAUCAACCAGACUACGCGUACCUGCGCACACUGUUUCGCAGCCUGUUUCAUCAGGAAGGUUUCACGUACGAUUGUGUCUUCGAUUGGAAUCUACUGAAGCUCUCUGCCAACGGACCCAAUAACAACGGCAACGCAGUGGCAGCCAUUGAGCAGUCGGGUGGCGCUAACCAACAGCAGCAGCAGCAGCAACAAACCCAACGUCGGGGUGGGCAUCAACACGAGGAGAAGAGUAAAAGUCGUCACAAAGGUCUACCUGCCAAUGUCUCGUCCUACGCCCCCGUGCCUCAAAACUUGCCUAUCAUGUCUGGAAACAAUAGAGCCAGUUUGAGCCAGCAGGCCUCCGGAGCUGUGACGGCUUAUGUGCGUAGCAUGACUGCGGCUGCCUCGGGUCUACCAAUGGGCCAAUCCUCUUUGCCUUCCACUCAGCCCAUCCAAAUGCUGACGAUGCAACAACCCCAACAAAUGCAACAGCAGCAACAGUCGAUUCAACCCGCGGCUGCGGCUGCUGUCUCCUACUACGAGGCAUUUGCAGAAGGAAGGCAACCCCCUAGUUUCACCGCAUCCAUGCGUCCAGUUGGCGUGUAUGUUAUGCCUUCCGGUACUCCGACCCAAAUACCCGUGGCUUCUUCACAGGCGAACCAUAACUUUUUUGCCCAACCAAUGAACCCUGACAUGUACCUUGUUCAAACAACACACCCCCAACAACAACAACAACAACAACCACCACCAGCACCUCCACACUCUACACCAUCUCAACCUCAAGGCCCAUAUGUUUUGACCACCACUCAGGUACCCCUGCAGCACCAGCAACAGCCACCAACCGCUCCAAUGCACCAUCCGCACGCGUAUCACCCACAUGUCUCACACCCGGGCGGCGGCGGCGGUGGUGGCGGGCUUUAUCUUCCAACUGGUGGUACACCAGACAAUUUCAACCCUCCUCUCCUUUCCUCUGUGCAAAUGGCCGGCGCAUUUCGCAAAUGAGCGCGCACCCACUUUCCCUUUUAUUGUCACUGUCCCCGUCUCUCCAAUCUGUGUGUAUGUGCGCCCGCGACUGAUGGUGGCCCGCCACUUCCCAUGCAAAACUUGACCUUACACACGUGCCCAGCGACAUGAACGCGCCACUCAUGCACAACGUAACUUCACGUAGAGAAAGGUGGGGCGCAACGGGAUAAAAAUUCGCCCGUCUGUGUAUAUUCUAUCUCAUAAAUUGCUGAAGGUCAUCCAA
This is a messenger RNA of Dicrocoelium dendriticum, 2521 nucleotides long. The record is from the annotation of a GenBank genome assembly. NCBI's taxonomy places the organism in Eukaryota, Metazoa, Platyhelminthes, Trematoda, Plagiorchiida, Dicrocoeliidae.